Messenger RNA from Salvia splendens (bonfire salvia), 690 nucleotides. RefSeq names its product WUSCHEL-related homeobox 6. NCBI's taxonomy places the organism in Eukaryota, Viridiplantae, Streptophyta, Magnoliopsida, Lamiales, Lamiaceae. The record is from RefSeq and is a predicted model, not a curated record. Gene Ontology annotation, biological process: adventitious root development. Gene Ontology annotation, molecular function: DNA-binding transcription factor activity; DNA binding. The transcript has 3 exons. Bases 1 to 690 code for a protein of 229 amino acids.
AUGGAAGACGCCACCGGUUCACGGCAGCAGCAGGGCGAAGCCGCGGAGCAGCCGGUUCGGUCGCGGUGGACGCCGAAGCCGGAGCAAAUCCUGAUCCUGGAGACCAUCUUCAACAGCGGCAUGGUCAACCCUCCCAAAGACGAGACCGUCCGCAUCCGGAAGCUUCUAGAGAAAUUCGGCUCCGUCGCCGACGCCAACGUCUUCUACUGGUUCCAGAACCGCCGCUCCCGCUCCCGCCGCCGCCAGCGCCAGGUCCAGGCCUCCCUCACCGCCGCCGACCACCCCUCAGGAAUCCACUACGAUCACACCUUUUCCCCCAAUUCCCUCUCCUACACCAUGCCCAACCCAGGCUCCUCGUCCUCUUUCGGUCAUAAUUCGGGCGGGUUCUCGGGCUAUCCCGGGCUUAUGCAGGAGUUUGAGCAAAACCCCGUGUUCUGCGAAGCUGAAGUCCAAUCUCAAAUGAUGACGGUGUUCGUGAACGGAGUGGCGACGGAGGUGGGGAGAGGGCCGGUGGAUGUAAAAGCGAUGUUUGGGGGAGAUCUUGUGGUGUAUCAUUCGUCGGGAUUGGCGGUGGAGAUGAACGAAUACGGAAUUCUGAUGCAGGGUUUGCAGCACGGUGAAAGCUACUUUCUGGUGAUCAUAUUGUGUUGGUUGAUGUUCUUGGUGGUUGAUUCUGUUGGUUGUGCUUAA